Molecule: messenger RNA, 1912 nt
Organism: Otolemur garnettii (small-eared galago)
Lineage: Eukaryota; Metazoa; Chordata; Mammalia; Primates; Galagidae
Product: RING finger protein 11
Source: RefSeq, a predicted model, not a curated record
UCCAAAAACUUAGUGAGAAGAGUACCAUUGUCUUAUGCAAAUUUAUUUAAUGUGUGGCUUAAUAAAAGUAGAUUCUCCUAUCUGACUUCUGCAUAUCACACGGCAUAUAAUACACUCUGGAGAGAAUUUGAAAGUAAAGUCAUGUCUUAUUAUGAAAGCAAUUCUCACCACAUGGACCCUUUAGCGGUUUGCAAUUCUCACCACAUGGACCCUUUAAUGGUUUUAGACAUACGCAGGAGUCCCUGGACCAUAUUUUAAGAACCUCUGAUUUAGAUUAUCUUUAUAAAGUCUCCACAGCAGCCUAGUAUGCGAACGUUCCAUAUGUUUUUUGUAGCUGGAAUGAUUUGAGUUCCUUUGAAAGUAACAUUUUGUUGUCUUUAAUCCUUUGGAAGCUUGCAGGAUUCUAUUUUCUGAAAGCUAAAAAUCUUUACCAAACCAGACAGAGCAGUGCACAGAUCAGACUCUGCAGCCCCAGAAGAUGAGGAACUGCCUCAAAUCCCCCACCUCAAAUGACAUCUCCCUGCUUCUGAGUCUCAGUCUGCCCAGGCAAGGGGAAGAGCCAGAUCAGGAGCCGCCACCAUAUCGACAAGUGCCAGUUCCAGUCUAUCAUCCAACACCUAGGCAGACUGGCCUAACAACCCAGCUGACUAAAGAGGAACAAAUUAGAAUAGCUCAAAGAAUAGGCCUUAUCCAGCAUCUGCCUAAGGGAGUUUAUGACCCUGGAAGAGAUGGAUCCGAGAAGAUGAUCCGGGAGUGCAUGAUCUGUAUGAUGGACUUUGUUUAUAGGGACCUAAUUUGAUUUCUGCCGUGCAUGCACAUCUAUCACCUGGACUGUAUAGGAUGGUUGAUGAGAUCCUUCACGUGUGUCUCCUGCAUGAAGCCAGUUGAUGCAGCAGUGCUUUCAUCCUACGAGACUAACUGAGCCAGAAUCUCUGACUUCAAGUGAACCAUCAUUUUUGGGUGGUUAUUAUCUUUUGUCAUUGAGCCCAAAGAGCCAGGGCUUAGGAAUUAAGAUCAUGCACAAAAGGUUCUUUAAAAUUCCUGGAUGGCUACAGGUGUUGGGGGAAAGUAUGUGAUAUUUUAGAAACUUAGUGGGAAAAGUAGGAUGGUAUUUUUAUGUAAAGCCUUAAUCCAGUGUUUAAAAAUAUAAUUGUAUUUAAAUCUUGUUAUCGUUCCAGUACACAGGAAUUGUGUAAAGUGUUACAGCCGCUGCAUAUGUUUAAAUUGUGUGUUGAAGAUUAGGAAAAGAUAGUGGGUAUUUUUCCUAAAUGAAAUAACUUUUUUCUUCCCCCUCGCCCAAAUUCUUUUCUGAAGUUGCUGGCAUUCAAGGGUCAAGGUUUUAUUAAAAGCUACAUUUUACAACACUGGCACAAAAAACGGUAGUUUUAAGCUUGUUUGCACAGUUCUUUUUUUUCCAUUGGAAAUGGAAUUCAUUGCCUUAGGUCUUUUUAAAUAGCAUAUUAUUAUUGUUGGGGCUGGCUCUCUGCUUGGGGCAAAUCUCUGUAAGAAUAUAGCAGAAGUUUUCUACCUUCUUCUGUAGAAAGGAUGAGACCUAGAUAAUAAAAGUGAAAGGAAGAGCAGGACACUAUAGUUCUUAGCAGCUGAUUGGACAAAGAAUAUCAGGGAAUGAAAAGCAAAGUGCUUACGCAUAUUUUUCGUGGUUACUUCUAAAGAUUCAAUUGUUUAGAGAUGGCAUUUUAAGGGAAUUAUGCAGGAGUGGUUGGUGGUGUAAUCAGAAUUAACCUCUUUCAGGGAUUUGGGGAGAUAAGAAAACCUUAGCUACCUAAAGCUAUUUACAUAUUAAUUUCCCAUGGGAAUAGUGCCUACAAAGUUGGUGUUUUUUUCUCAUUCACACUAGUAGGGAAUCUUCAACUUUCAAUGGCAAUUUACUUUUUUUCUUAAACAUUCUUUC